CUCCCUUUUCACGCAGAAAAUAUCUCAAUCGUCUAGAUUUCUAGUGAGAGACUGUAAAACUUAAAAGUCUCUUUGUAAUAGAGAGAGAAAACUCAAAAAUAUAACUAUGGAAGAUCAAGGUGGUGAGAGAUUGAAAGGAACAGUUAAGUGGUUUAAUGAUACCAAAGGUUUUGGAUUCAUUACUCCGUCUGAUGGCGGUGAAGAUCUGUUUGUUCAUCAAUCGUCAAUCCGUACCGAAGGUUUCCGUAGCCUCGGUGAUGGAGAAGACGUUGAGUUUCAAGUCACUACUGGUGAUGACGGUCGUACAAAGGCUGUUGAUGUGACAGGUCCCAACGAAGGUCCUAUUCAAGGUUCCAAUCGUCGUUCUGGCGGCGGUGGUGGUGGAAGUUAUGGUGGUGGCGGAGGUUAUAGCGGUGGUGGAGGAAGUUAUGGCGGUGGUGGUGGAAGCUAUGGCGGUGGCGGGGGUUACAAUGGUGGAGGAAGGAGAUCUGGUGGUGGUGGAUAUGGUGGAGGAGGAGGAUGGAGUGGCGGAGGUGGCGCAAGUUAUGGUGGAGGCGGCGGAGGUGGAAAUUGCUACAGUUGCGGUGAAGCUGGUCAUAUGGCGCGCGAUUGUUCUAGAGGCGGUGGUGGAGGAAGAUAUGGAGGUGGCGGAGGUGGAGGCGGAGGCGGAGGCGGAGGAGGUGGAUGCUAUUCAUGCGGUGGUGAAGGUCACUUCGCUAGGGAUUGUCCUAAUAAUGCUCGCUGAUCAAUCAGUCUGUUCAAUCAAAAUUAUAAUUUUAAGUUCAUGUUUUCUGUUUCAGGUUGUUUUAAGUUUAUGUUUAUUAUUAGGGUUUAUUUAUGUUCAUUAAGGGUUGUAAUUUUGGAUUUUAGAUGUUGGUUAAUGAUGGGUUGGAGAAAUUGUUUUCUCUCUGCUACUAGUUAUAUUUCGGUUAUGAUGAUUUUUCAUGUUUCAGGGGUUGAUUUGCUUUUGUUGCUGGGGUUUAUGAUGAUGAAUAUAUGUUGAAUGAAUGUAACGGAGAAGGGUAGAAACUAGGAGGGCUCUUUCUGCAGUGUUUUUGGAUGUUUAGUGCUGAUAUUCAAGAGAUUGUUUAAGAUCUUGUUUGUUCUACUGGAAAUCAAUACAUUUUGUUUAUUUUCUUA
This is a messenger RNA of Amaranthus tricolor (Joseph's coat), 1140 nucleotides long. RefSeq names its product glycine-rich protein 2-like. Bases 107 to 745 code for a protein of 212 amino acids. The record is from RefSeq and is a predicted model, not a curated record. Lineage: Eukaryota; Viridiplantae; Streptophyta; Magnoliopsida; Caryophyllales; Amaranthaceae. The transcript has a single exon. Gene Ontology annotation, molecular function: nucleic acid binding; zinc ion binding.